AUGGCUGCGGCAAGGGUCUCCCGCUUGAGUUGGACCGUCCCUCCUGCUGCUCUAGCUGCCUACACUGUGGGGGACUGGGCCCAACCAAAUCGGCGCAUGGCGAGAGCUGAGCAGAAAGCUUACUUUACCACGGGUUUGGCCAAAUUUGACACCAAUUCGGAGUUGCGGGGUCACACCACCGGAAAAACCGACAGUCAGGACUCUGAAGAUCAGGGAAUAUGGCUGAAGAUCACCCAGAAGCUUGAUGAGGUCAAGAAUACUGUGGGGUCAGCAGAUCUAGGAAGCAACAUCUCGAGCUACAUCCCAGAUUGGGCGCGAUUGCUUCCAGCAACGGCCCAGAAGCUGCAGCGAGAGCUCGCCUUGGCUCCUGGCUCAUUGGCAGACGAAAUUUGGCAGGAGGCUCAUGACCCUGAGCUCAAUCCUGAGAUUACAAGGGACGCCAGGGUCCGGGUAAGCGGUGACCUGUGCGCCGAGGAACAGGCAUUUCGAAAGAAGCGCCAGCAACAUGCUUUGAAAGCAUUGGCAUCAUACCUUGACAUUCCAGUGGAGGAUAUUCAUCCCGACGAUGUGCCUGUCAUCGCCAUGUGCGGAUCUGGGGGUGGGCUGCGCGCCCUGGUUGCUGGCACCGGAUCUUAUCUCGCCGCCCAGGAAUCAGGUCUGUGGGAUUGUGUUACCUACACUGCAGGUGUCAGCGGCAGCUGCUGGAUGCAGACCCUGUACCAUUCCUCCAUCACAGGCCGGAAUUUCCAUAAGCUUGUCGACCACCUGAAGAACCGAUUGGGUGUGCACAUCGCCUUUCCACCUGCAGCACUGAACCUGCUCACAACUGCACCAACCAACAAAUACCUUCUCAGUGGCUUUAUUGAGAAGCUGAAAGGUGACCCUGGUGCGGAUUUCGGAUUGGUAGACAUAUAUGGACUGCUGCUUGCAGCACGUCUCAUGGUACCUCGUGGAGAACUAGGAGUCUCAGAUUCCGAUUUGAAGCUGUCAACUCAAGCAGCCAAUCUCUACGAUGGAGCGCAUCCCCUCCCCAUAUACACUGCAGUGCGACACGAAAUCCCCCUACUCGAGGCAGAGCAUAAUGACGAGACCAAAGGCCCCAACAACCCUGAAGAGGCGAUCCGCGAAGCGAAGAAGGAAGCCUGGUUCCAGUGGUUUGAAUUCACCCCCUUUGAAUUCUUCUGCGAGGAACUCAAUGCUGGUAUUCCCACCUGGGCGUUAGGCCGUCACUUCGACGGGGGCCGUAGUGUGCUGUCCCCCGAAAACUCCCCUAUCCCUGAACUCCGAGUCCCGGGAUUGAUGGGAAUCUGGGGCAGCGCUUUUUGCGCAACUCUCUCUCAUUACUAUAAAGAGAUCCGGCCUUUGGUCGUUGGCCUUGCUGGGUUCGGAGGAAUCGAUACUCUCAUCCAAGGCAAAAAUCAAGACUUGGUCCGCGUACACCCUAUUGAUCCUGCUGCUAUUCCCAACUUCGUGAUCGGAAUGAAAGACCAACUUCCUGCCUCUUGUCCCGAGUCUAUUUUCAACAGCAGUCAUUUGAAUCUGAUGGACGCUGGCAUGAGCAACAACCUCCCUAUCUAUCCUUUGAUCCGACCAGGACGAGAUGUCGAUGUCAUUCUCGCUUUCGAUGCUUCCGCCGACAUCAAGCAGGAGAACUGGCUUUCGGUCGUCGAUGGUUACGCCCGUCAACGAGGGAUCAAGGGUUGGCCGAUCGGUGCCGGGUGGCCCAGGGAAAGCGAGACCUUGGAAGAUGCCGAGAAAGCACUCCGCGAACCACAGGGUAUCACAGACGAAAAGGCGAACAAGAAACUCACCGAUGCUCAAAGCCAAGAUCAAUCCUCUGAGACAGAUCUAAGCUACUGCAACGUCUGGGUUGGAACGCAAGAAGAGCGCAUCUCCGAGAAAGAACCCCCGCCGUCCAAGCGUCUCUUCCAACCCCAACACAUCGAAGACCACUCCGAGUCUGAAUUCCAUCUCAUGAGAAAAGACGCCGGUAUCGCUGUCGUCUACUUCCCUCUGAUUCCCAACCCAUCUGCCCCAGAUCUCCCUUCCGCCCCGGAGACCCGUCCCCGCGCAGCAGUUCAUUCCAUGAAUAGAGACUACACGCAGACUAAAGAUGCUGAAAAGCCUCUUACUCCGCGCCCGAGCUCGAUCGAUCCCGACAAAGACGACUUCCUUUCCACGUGGAACUUUAUCUACACACCAGAACAGAUCGAUUCCGUUGUAGGCCUGGCUAAAGCCAACUUCAACCAGGGCCAUGAACAGACUCGUCGCGUUGUGCGUGCUGUCUACGAGCGGAAGAAGUCUGAUCGUCUGCAGAAGGAAGAAGAAGAGUCAAGGAAGCGUAUGGAGGGGUUCGUGCCUCUUUGA
Penicillium atrosanguineum is the source of this 2367-nucleotide messenger RNA. Its product is annotated as putative phospholipase A2 (PlaA). Gene Ontology annotation, cellular component: cytosol. The transcript has a single exon. Gene Ontology annotation, biological process: glycerophospholipid catabolic process. Bases 1 to 2367 code for a protein of 788 amino acids. NCBI's taxonomy places the organism in Eukaryota, Fungi, Ascomycota, Eurotiomycetes, Eurotiales, Aspergillaceae. Gene Ontology annotation, molecular function: A2-type glycerophospholipase activity. The record is from RefSeq and is a predicted model, not a curated record.